Messenger RNA from Orbicella faveolata, 941 nucleotides. Its product is annotated as stabilizer of axonemal microtubules 3-like. The record is from RefSeq and is a predicted model, not a curated record. NCBI's taxonomy places the organism in Eukaryota, Metazoa, Cnidaria, Anthozoa, Scleractinia, Merulinidae.
CCUUUCAUUAGCAACAAGUAGAACGCGAGGAGAGAUUCGAGAGCUUCCACAACAAAUUUAUCGAUACUUUUGUUAUUUUGACCGAUCCAAACAAUUUUAGUUGUUGAGAGACAGCUUUUGCUUAGUUAUUUAAUUCUCAGUUGCAAUGUCCUCUGAAGUUCGUGACGAUCUUCACCAAACAUCAACAGGAAAAGGACACUACUACAGAUCGCCUCACGACUUUCCGCCGCAAGGCUUUCGAAGAACAGUUUAUGAUGUGUUGCCACCAGUCCUUGGCAAUCCAGAUUACAUUACUGAAAAGGAACACUUUCAAACAACAACUGGAACAACUCACGAUUACAAGGCCCAUGGAGGGACACUCAGCAACACGCAAUUCAAAAAGGCUCCAGGAUCAUGGAAAGUUCACUGUGUAGAGGACAACAUUGCGAAGUUGAGUGUAAAACCAUGGAGAAGACCUUUGACAAUGGGAUAUCAGUGUAGUGAAAUGACAGCUCAGUACACAGGGAGACCAGGAGUGAAUUUGGAUACUGUUUACAAUGCAGGGAUACAACCAUUCAAUCUUGCUGAUCACCACAGGGAAGGAAAUAGUAAGGAUCUUGUUCCAUCAACAAUAAACAGGGGUGUUGCUGGUCAGAAGUUCUACCCCAGGGACAGAGGUGUUCUGACAUACCACAUGGAUCCUUAUUUAACCACAACACAGAAAGAUCACCGAGCUUUCACUAAGCACGAGUUGGGACGUUAUCCAGCCAAGGAUUAUGCGACCUACUGGGAAUGUGAAGAGUACACCAAAGCUUGGGGUCAUGGCUCAAAGGAAAAUCCUCUACCCCCAAAUUCUGUUCCUCGAGAAAAAGGGCCCAUGAGGGACCGUAUCUGGUUCAAAGAGCCAACAAUUAUUCCCAGGCUACCAAAGUCACUGGAUCCUGUUCCUAAUAAGUAAGAAU